Messenger RNA from Dufourea novaeangliae, 967 nucleotides. Its product is annotated as ER membrane protein complex subunit 2-B-like. The transcript has 8 exons. NCBI's taxonomy places the organism in Eukaryota, Metazoa, Arthropoda, Insecta, Hymenoptera, Halictidae. Gene Ontology annotation, cellular component: EMC complex. Gene Ontology annotation, biological process: protein folding in endoplasmic reticulum. Bases 98 to 967 code for a protein of 289 amino acids. The record is from RefSeq and is a predicted model, not a curated record. Gene Ontology annotation, molecular function: protein binding.
UGAACGACCGUCAGAUUCGUGAUUACGUGUAUAUUUAUUGCAAUCAAUAUUUUACUAUAACAUUUUUACUUUUUUCUGAUUCGUUAUAUAUUUAACUAUGGCAAGUCCGUAUGAUAAAUUGUCUUGGAAAGAAGUACGAGACUUACUUAGAACGUGGAGAGAAGAUGGUGAACGUCAAAGUAAGGAUGUAGUAGAUUUAUGGGAAACAAAAUUGAUGGCAAAAAUUGAUCAACUUGGCAAUGAAAAGUACCUGGUUUUGGAGCAAGUUUGUAUAGCAGCACUGGAUUGCUCUUAUUAUUCAUUAGCAGAAUAUUGUAUUAAAAUAUUGAGGAGACAGUUUCCUCGUAGCUUGAGAGUUCACAAGUAUCAUGCUAUGCAGCUUGAAGCAAUGGAAAUGUAUGAUCAAGCAUUAGAAGUUCUGGAGUUUAUUAUAAAAAGAGAUGAAACUAAUGCUGCACCAAGAAAACGACGUAUAGCUAUAUUGAAAGUAAAGGGUCGAAUACCAGAAGCUAUUAAAGAGCUUACAGAAUAUUUGAAGAAAUUUAUGAGUGAUCAAGAAGCAUGGCACGAGUUGUGUGAUCUGUAUUUACAAGAACAAGAAUAUUCUAAAGCUGCAUUCUGUAUGGAGGAACUUAUAUUGCAUAAUCCGCACAGUCAUUUAAUUUACCAAAGAUAUGCAGAAAUAAAGUAUUCUCAGGGUGGAUUUGACAAUAUGGAAUUAGCAAAGGCUUACUUUUGUCAGGCUGCAAAAUUGAAUCCAAACAAUAUCCGUGCCCUUUAUGGUUUAUUAUUGGCAACAAAUAAUAUUGCUACAUCUCCUAAAUGCCCUUCUUCUAAGAAGAAAGAUGCAAUAAAGUUAAGAGAGUGGGCAGCUAAUCAAAUUGAAAAGCAAUAUCAAUCAAAAGUUUCAGAUGAACAAGUUAAAACAGUGGAAGGAUUAUUAGGACAAUUGCAACUUGACGUUUAG